ACACGUCGCAUAAUUUUUUUCAAUAUCUAUAAUAAUGUGAAUAUUCUAAUUGUUUAUUCAAAUACAAAUUCCAACACAAUUUCCGUCUUAUUUUAAAAAUGUGAUAUCAUCAAGGAAAAUCAAUGGAAACAUGAUAUCAUAAUUAAUUAAUUAAUUCAUCUUUUAUCACUACCAUUAUAAAUACCUAUAUACACACACAUAUAUAUAUAUAUAUAAAUAUGGAAAGCAAAAACUGCAGUUAAACGUCAAAUCCCGCUUAAUCCAUCCAACGCAUCAGAAGCUUGCGUAAGCUUUAUUUUACAUAAACAAUAUAUGGAACAUAUUCAGACGUCACUAUCUGUGUUAAGGUCGAGCGAAGGAAAAGUGGAGCAAAUAUUCGCUCAUCAUUCUUGAAUAGACAUACACGCGAAAGCUUCAUUGACGGAAUAAUGUAACAAAAAAGAAAAGAAAGAGAGGGAGAGAAAGAAAAAAGAAAGAAAGUCGAAAUCAAUUAAAAGAUAGAUUAAAAAUAAGUGAUAAAAAAUAUUCUGUAAGAAUAUACCAACGUAAAAAAUUAAUCUCGACAUAGAAUGGAAUGGAAAGAUAUCACCCCAGUAACCCUCUGGUAUCAAGCGGAGCCAGGCACUGUUUAUGGAUUAUUCGAGGUACGGUGGUGUCGGUUGCUAUAGCUUAAACACCGUUUUCCACCUGUGUGCCACCUUUCGUCAGCCUGAAGGAAUCUCUCAAGGGUUAUACUCAACGUGGUUGAGUCGAUCACGGUUAGUCACACAGCGAAGUGCCCUUCGUCCACUCGGUUAGAACUGUCGAAAAAUGGGAGAACACUCGUCCUGGAGGAUACCUGAGAUACCACUCGAGAUAGAUCUUGCUCGGAUGGCGGUUGAUAAGCCGUCGGUCGUCGAGCGAAAUCGAUCUUGUGAAUAGACCUAUUGAGCAGCAUCAAGAUAAAUAAAGAAAGAAAAAAAAAAGAAAAGAAAGGAAAAGAGUGAUACAGAGUGGACAAAUGUCGUGAAAAAAAAAAAAACGGUUCGAGGACGUGAAAGAGGUUUAAAGAGGGAUGUCUGAAUGGGUGGUGUCUGCUCGUUUCGAGGUCGCGGUAGCCAGGUGAACUCUGGCUCGAUCCUUGAUCGUGUGAUCAGUCAAGCGAGCGACGAGGAUCAAUGUCUGUUGUAUCGUCUGGCCAAUUACAAAAAGGGUGGCGAGCUGAUCGAGUCGUACAAUCAAGGUGGCCAGUUCGAGGUAGAAAAAUUGAUCAGGGAACAAUUCGGUGUAUUGAUGUAUGCGAACGGUAAGGGCCAGGUGAUUAAUCGUGCCGAGUAUCUACGCUGGAAAUUCCGAGACCUCGAGCAAGUUGUGCUCCCUAUCGAAGCUUCUUUGUCACAGUUCGACCCUUUGGCUCAAUGGAACGAUCACGAAGCGUGCUGGCAAAUGCAGUACAGAGGUUCGCUAGGAGAGACUCUCCUGCAUGUUCUGAUUAUAUGCGAUACCAGGAUACACACACGAGUGGCGCGUAUUCUGCUCAAGUGCUUUCCACGAUUGGCCAUUGACGUAGUCGAGGGUGAGGAGUACCUUGGCGCUAGCGCGCUCCAUCUAGCGAUCGCGUACAACAAUAAUGAACUGGUGCAAGACCUCGUUGAGGCGGGAGCGAUCAUUUCUCAGCGGGCGAUAGGCAGCUUUUUCCUACCCAGGGACCAACAACGAAUGAAUCCGGCUAAGAAUACGGAUUACGAGGGAUUAGCUUAUCUGGGGGAAUAUCCCCUCGCCUGGGCCGCUUGUUGUGCAAACGAGAGCGUUUACAACUUAUUACUCGACUCUGGCGCUGAUCCCGACGAGCAAGACUCUUUCGGAAACAUGAUACUGCAUAUGGUAGUGGUUUGUGAUAAAUUGGACAUGUUCGGAUAUGCUCUCCGUCAUCCGAAGCUUCCUGCUCGCAAUGGGAUUGUGAAUGCUGCCGGACUGACCCCAUUGACGCUCGCCUGCCAGUUGGGCCGUGCUGAAGUCUUUCGGGAGAUGUUGGAACUGUCCGCACGAGAAUUCUGGCGCUACAGUAACAUCACCUGCUCGGCAUAUCCCCUGAAUGCGCUCGAUACGCUGUUGCCCGAUGGUAGAACAAACUGGAACUCGGCGCUAUUUAUCAUUCUGAACGGUACGAAGGAGGAGCACUUGGACAUGCUGGACGGUGGUAUUAUUCAGCGAUUACUCGAGGAAAAAUGGAAGACCUUUGCGCGGUUGCAGUUUUUAAAACGACUAAUCAUCUUGGCAUUCCAUCUGACGUCCUUGUCGCUGGCAGUGUACCUGAGACCUUCCAACACAGAUGCUCAACUCUUGAAAUGGCCGGAAGAAAUCACGGAAGUCGCACGCACGAUCGCCGAGUGCAUCACGGUGCUAGGCGUGCUCAGUUAUAUUCUGGUCCAACUAGGUGGCGAGAUCAUCAACAUUGGUCUCCUGUCCUUCAUGAAACAGUUGAGUCACGAGCCCGCCAAGCUCAUAUUCUUGAUCAGCAACCUGCUCAUACUCGCGUGCAUUCCAUGUCGUCUUGCCGGUAAUAGGCAUGCGGAAGACGCGAUACUCAUAGUCGCUGUGCCCGGCUCUUGGUUCCUUCUCAUGUUCUUCGCUGGGGCUGUCCGGCUGACCGGUCCAUUCGUCACCAUGGUGUAUAGCAUGAUAACGGGAGACAUGUUGACCUUCGGUAUAAUAUACAUGGUGGUACUGUUCGGCUUCUGUCAGUCGUUCUACUUUUUGUACAAAGGAUUCCCGGGAGUGAAAUCAUCCCUCUACAGUUCCUAUCACUCGACCUGGAUGGCACUGUUUCAGAUAACCCUCGGCGAUUACAACUACACGGAUCUCAGCUACACGACCUAUCCUAAUUUAUCGAAGAUGGUGUUCGCUAUAUUUAUGGUACUGGUGCCUAUACUAUUGUUGAACAUGCUAAUCGCCAUGAUGGGCAACACGUAUGCCCACGUGAUUGAGCAGAGUGAAAAGGAAUGGGUGAAACAAUGGGCGAAAAUCGUGGUUUCUCUGGAACGUGCAGUUUCACAGAAGGAUGCACAGAAUUAUUUGCAAGAAUAUAGCAUUAAACUGGGACCUGGAGAUGACCCAAACAAUCCUGCCUCGGAGCAACGAGGAGUCUUGAUUAUUAAAAGUAAAUCGAAAACCAAGGCGAAGCAACGCAAAGGCGCGGUGGCUAAUUGGAAGCGUGUGGGCAAGGUGACGAUAAAUGAAUUAAAGAAACGUGGCUUAACAGGAGAGGAAUUGCGACGAAUUAUGUGGGGUCGAGCUUCUUUUUCUACACCUGUAAGAGUAAGUCCAAAAGGGGUCGAGCCUCAAGUUUCUGUGGUGACUGCCGGUUUCGGAGACGCGUUGACCACAGCUUUGGAUGUCAUGGCGUUCGCCCAUGAUCUCGACUUGUCUACCGCAACGGAAGGAAUUCCAACCAACAUCGAUGCCAAGCAGUCGAAACCGAAGAGUGCUAUCAAGGAGCAGAUGAAAUUGACGACGAAUAAUCAGGAGAACGUGUCGACUAACGUAGAACCGCAGCUGAAAUCGACCACGGAAAAUGCGAACGAUCAGGCGAACAAUCCUAGGGAAAUUAAAAAAGUAACUAACCAGGUUACAGGCAUACACGAGAUGAAUUUGAAGAACGCGAAUCAUUCGAGCGUGACCGAGGAUUUUCAGGAUCCACUUUUGGAACUUGUGAUUGCUUCCGAAAAUACGAACGAUCCCGAAACCCUGCUCGAAAUAGCGAAACGUGCCGCGGCAGGCUUCGAAACAGAAGCCAGCUCUAAAAUAAAUCUUCAAAUUUUAGAACAAUUCACGAUGACGAAGAUACCUAUGGAGGAGAAGGUCAGCGUUACAAGGAAACAAUAUUUCGUCGAGUCUAGUGACAAUGACUUUGGAGGCGACAACCUGCUCGGGACUGAGGCCCGUCUACGUAGAAUAAGAUCAGCGAACAACAGAUUUAUCACGACACGUAGACGGUCACGGAACGUCGACGACGACCUGUCAUCCACAUCUUCCACGUCCAUGGACAGAAAUCCUCGAUAUCAGUCGUUGUUCAACGGCCAUGAAAACUCGAUCGACCGUCCAAUCGAGAGUCGAGAGUGUUCCAUGGAAGCAAUUAACUCGCAAAUAAAGCAGAACGGGCCACCGUGCGAAACAGUGAAGGCCAAGGUCCAGAAGAAAAGACCAAAAACGGCCAAAAAUAGGGUAUCGCCGAAGGAAAUAGAGAAGGCUGGUCCGAGGAGAAGAGAAUCGAUCGAGCGGAAUAAGGCGGUUUCACCGGCAACAUCGCCCACGGAUCCGCUCGAGCCAUGGAGCACACGCGGCAUUAAGGACAUGAACACGAUAUUGGCUUGGGAAGAGACCGCGCCGGACAGUCCUUAACGAAACUUUACGAUAUUAUGCACCGUGUAACUCCGGCUAGUCGACCAACCCAUAAAAUGCCACCUUGUUUUUGCCAUCUUCUUCAUCGAAAACUGAAAACCCGUCUAGGGAAACUUGAGCUCGUUCGAAACUCGGCUUAGAGAUUCGAAGGUGUUAUGGAUUCUUCGACGAUUCCAUGGUAACUUCUAGGGAAUAUUGUGGAAAGAAGUUUGCAAAUUGGAUACGUACGAUUUACAUAUAGUUUUAUAAUUUAAUAUUAAGAAAAUUAUAUAUUUUGUAUCUUAGGAAAUAGAAUCUUAUAUAUUAGUAUACAGAGAAAGAAAAUUUAUAUGUUAAAUGUGCGUUUGAUAUUAAAGAAGAAAUUUUAUAAAUUAAGAAGUGAA
Messenger RNA from Apis florea (little honeybee), 4763 nucleotides. RefSeq names its product transient receptor potential cation channel subfamily V iav (gene iav). The record is from RefSeq and is a predicted model, not a curated record. Gene Ontology annotation, biological process: calcium ion import across plasma membrane. Gene Ontology annotation, cellular component: plasma membrane. Lineage: Eukaryota; Metazoa; Arthropoda; Insecta; Hymenoptera; Apidae. Gene Ontology annotation, molecular function: calcium channel activity; protein binding.